Melopsittacus undulatus (budgerigar) is the source of this 6025-nucleotide messenger RNA. RefSeq names its product SMG6 nonsense mediated mRNA decay factor (gene SMG6). Bases 8 to 4240 code for a protein of 1410 amino acids. The record is from RefSeq and is a predicted model, not a curated record. Lineage: Eukaryota; Metazoa; Chordata; Aves; Psittaciformes; Psittaculidae. Gene Ontology annotation, cellular component: telomerase holoenzyme complex. Gene Ontology annotation, biological process: nuclear-transcribed mRNA catabolic process, nonsense-mediated decay. The transcript has 19 exons. Gene Ontology annotation, molecular function: telomerase RNA binding; protein binding; telomeric repeat DNA binding.
ACGGAAGAUGGCGGACGGGCUGGAGCGCGUCCGCGUCUCGGCCGCCGAGCUGCGGGACAUGGUGGCGGCGCAGGCCCGUGCGGCCGGCGGCGAAACCAUGAAGGAAGUGAAGGAGCCGAGACACCGCAAGGACAACAGGCGCCCGGACCUGGAGAUCUACAAGCCUGGGCUCUCCCGCCUCAGGAACAAAGUGGUGCCUCCAAAGCCUGAGGCCUCCGAGAAGGAGAGGAGCAGGGAGGGGAGUCCCAGUGACAAGAGAGGGGGAGCUCCAGCCACGGAGGAUUUCACUAAAGGCAAUGGCCCCAGGCAGAAUGGUCCUGUGCAGGAGAAUGAAGACACUAAAGGUGUUCUUCAGAGCCCGGAGAGCGUGUCCAAGCAGCCAGCCUCGGAUGAGUGGUGUCCCAAAGCCACCAGGAGGACCAAGAAACCAGACCAGCAGAUCUACCAGCCUGGGAAACGCCUGCAUUCAGCUCCUCGGGAACCAGCCCUGAGGUCAGGGACUGAGGAAGUCACCAGUAAGAUGGAGCAGCUGAAGGUUGAGAGGGAUGAAGAGACCCAGAAAGGGACUGGAAAAGACAACAACAGGAAACCCAAAGCGACCAAGGAGGAUAGAGAGGGGAGCCAGGCAGGGGAAGGAGUGAAAGCCUCAAGGGGAGAAAAAGGAAGACGACUGGAGCGAGGUGACAGGAUGAGGAGAGCAAAUGAUGAAGGGAAGUUGGGCUCUACCAAGCGGUAUUCCCGCUCUGACAAGCGCCGGAGCCGGUACCGCACCUGCAGCACGAGCUCAGCUGGAAGCAAUAACAGUGUAGAUGGAGCCCCACUCAUGGAUGGGGUGGAGAGGCACCAGCAGCGUGCCAGAGAGAGGAUACGUCCCAGGAAGCAGCUCUCUGCGUCCUCCACUGACUCCCUGGAUGAUGACCGAAUCGAUGAGGCAGAAGCUUAUGUCUCCAGCAGGAAUCCAGACAAGAAGAAGCAUCCAGAGCAGAGCCGAGCUUCUAGGAGUGAGAGUGAGUGGAGCAGCAAUGGCAGGGAAGGGAAGGGGUCCUUUCGAGUCACAUUUGACAGCAGGACUAUGAGCAGGGAUGUCAGCCUGGCAGACACAGAGAAAAAAAAGCCCCUGAAGGCAUUUGGUGGUUGCAAGGACUCUGAGGCUCCGGAGGUGAGGAGCCAGAGCAGAGAGCCCCAAGGGAGAGGCCGUGGGAUCCUGUUCCUGCCUGCCAACACCGACCUCUCUGCCAGCACCACAGGCUCCCCAGAAGCUGUUCACCCCGGCCCCAGGCUGCUGCUCGGUGGGGCUGGGAGCAAAGGCCCCCGCAGCAGGGGCCGGGGAGGGACCAUUCGCAGGCUGUGGGACCCGAAUAACCCGGACCAAAAACCCGCCCUGAAGAGCCAGACUGCUCAGCUCCACUUCCUGGACACGGAUGAUGAAGUGAGCCCCAGCUCCUGGGGGGAAGCCCGCCAGGCCCAGACCUCCUACUAUAAGUUCCAAAACUCUGAUAAUCCCUACUAUUACCCUCGUGGCUCCGGUCAGGGUGCUCAGUAUCCUUAUGGUGGGUACUCCCUGCAGUAUCCCAUGGGUCCAAGCAAUGGUGUGUACCCAGCAGCCUACUACCCUGGUUAUCCCGGCCAGGCAGGGCAGUACAUGUGUGGACCACUGCCCCCAACCCCUCUGAGUCCUGAGAUGGAGCAGCAGAUGAGGAACUUGCAGCAGCAGGAGCUGAGCAAACACCUCCGUGAGGCUGGGAACCAGGAGCAGCAGCUCAGUAACCUGCUUUCCAGAGACCGCAUCAGCCCCGAGGGGCUGGAGAAGAUGGCCCAGCUGAGGGUGGAGAUGCUCCAGCUGUAUGAAAGAUGCAUCCUGAUGGAUAUCGAGUUCUCUGACACCCAGAACGUGGACCAGCUGCUGUGGAAGAACGCCUUUUACCAAGUGAUAGAGAAAUUCCGACAGCUCCUCAAGGAUCCUCAGGGGGAAAAUGCCCAAGAAAUUCGGAACAAACUGCUCCAGCUUCUGGAUGAGGGCACUUCUUUUUUUGAUGGCCUGCUCCAGAAGCUCCAGGUGUCCUACCAGUUCAAGCUGGAGGACUACAUGGAUGGGAUGGCCAUCCGCAGCAAGCCCCUGAGGAAAAUGGUGAAGUACGCGCUGAUCAGUGCUCAGAGGUGUAUGAUUUGCCAAGGGGACAUCUGCAGAUACAGGGAACAAGCAAACGACACUGCCAACUACGGGAAGGCACGCAGCUGGUACCUGAAGGCUCAGCAGAUUGCUCCCAAGAACGGCCGCCCAUACAACCAGCUGGCACUUCUGGCCAUCUACACGAGGAGAAAGCUGGAUGCUGUCUACUACUACAUGCGCAGCCUGGCCGCGAGCAACCCCAUCCUGACAGCCAAGGAGAGCCUCAUGAGCCUGUUUGAAGAGACAAAGCGUAAGGCUGAGCAGAUGGAGCAGAGGAAACAUCAGGUGCUGGAUGUGAGCCCCAACCGGCGGGGAAAGGGCAAGAAGUCCACACUGCGACAAGUUGGAGAUGAUGCCACACGGCUGGAGAUCUGGAUCCAUCCCUCCCACCCCCGCUGCUCCCAGGGCAACGAAUCCGGCCGGGAUUCUGAGCAGGACAAUGGUCUUGGGAACCUCAGCCCCAGUGAUCUGAACAAAAGGUUCAUCCUCAGUUUUCUCCAUGCCCAUGGGAAGCUGUUUACCAGGAUUGGGAUGGAGACGUUCCCUGCGGUGGCUGAGGAGGUGCUGAGGGAGUUCCAGGUCCUGCUGCAGCACAGCCCCCCUCCCAUCGGAAGCACCCGCAUGCUCCAGCUUGUGGCCAUCAACAUGUUUGCAGUGUACAACUCCCAGCCCAAAGAGUGUGUCUCUGAAGACUGCCGCUCUGUCAUCCAGGAACAGGCCACAGCCCUGGGGCUCUCCAUGUUUGCACUCUUGGUGAGGAGGUGCACCAGCCUGCUGAGGGAAUGCAUGCCAGUUCAGCCACAAGACGCAGAGCAGGAGGAUGAGGAGGACGACAUCAAGGUCUCUGCCUUGCCCCAGGACCUGAAGGAGCUGCUCCCCAGUGUGAAGGUCUGGUCGGACUGGAUGCUCGGCCACCCGGACACAUGGAAUCCUCCUCCGAUCUCUCUGGAGCUCCCCAAACAGGUCUCAGUAGAUGUGUGGGCGACGCUGGCUGACUUCUGUAACAUACUGACCACAGUGAAUCAGUCGGAGGUGCCCUUGUACAAGGACCCAGAUGACGACCUUGCCCUGCUAAGCCUGGAAGAGGAUCGGCUGCUCUCGGGCUUCGUUCCCCUGCUGGUUGCCCCCCAGGAGCCCUGCUACGUGGAGAGGACCUCGGACAAGGUUAUUGCAGCCGACUGCAAGAGGGUCACAGUUCUGAAGUAUUUCCUGGAAGCCCUUUGUGGACAAGAAGAGCCUUUGCUGGCAUUCAAGGGUGGAAAAUAUGUGUCAGUGGCACCCGUCCCAGACGCCAUGGGAAAGGAAAUGGGAAGCCAAGAGGGAAAACAACUGGAAGAUCAGAAGGAAGAUGAUGUGAGGAUCGAGGCGUUUGAAGAUGACUCUGAGGCUGAAGGCAGUGGAGGAGAGAUGGACAUCAAGGAGCUCAGAGCCAAGAAGCAAGCCCUGGCCAGGAAAGUCGCUGAGCAGCAGCGCCGUCAAGACAAGAUUCAGGCUGUGCUGAAAGACCAGAGUCAAAUGAGGCAGAUGGAGCUGGAGAUAAGACCUGUCUUCUUGGUGCCAGACACCAACGGGUUCAUCGACCACCUCAGCAGCUUGAUAACACUGCUGGACUGCAGGAAGUUCAUCCUGGUGGUGCCCCUCAUCGUGAUAAACGAGCUGGAUGGCCUGGCCAAGGGCCCGGAGAUGGAGCACCGGGCUGCAGGCUAUGCCCGCCAAGUGCAGGAGAGAGCCAGGAAGUCCAUCGAGUUCCUGGAGGAGAGAUUUGAGAGCCGGGACAACUGCUUGAGGGCUCUGACCAGCAGAGGCAACGAGCUGGAGUCCAUCUCCUUCCGCAGUGAAGACACCACUGGCCAGCAGGGAAACAAUGAUGACUUGAUUCUGUCCUGCUGCCUCCACUACUGCAAUGACAAGGCCAAGGAUUUCAUGCCCUCCAACAAAGAUGAUCCCAUCCAUUUGCUCAGGGAAGUGGUUUUGCUGACGGACGACCGGAACCUACGAGUCAAAGCAUUGACCCGCAACGUGCCGGUGCGGGACAUCCCCACCUUCCUCAAGUGGGCUCAGGAAGGCUGAAAGGGGCCGAGUAGCCCCCGAGCAAGUCACACAGCCUAUGAACGGUGGCAGAGCGGCUUCAGCCGCAGCACCACCGCCUGCCAGCCCACCAUGAACAAUACACGCCACGUCUUCAACCCACCCCAGAAUGGCCAAGCUCAGAAGGGGGUUCCCCCCGCACCAAGGGCAGACCAGCCGGGAAGGUCAUUGCUGUGGAUGGUUCACGUGGAGGCUUUGGGAUGUUCAGGGUCCCACCGGCCUUUGGGCAGUGCCAGCGUGGAGCUGGUGAGCCCCGCUGGCGAGGGAAGCUUUGGGUGAGCCCCGGAUCACCAGCCUGCUUAGUUUGCUUGGUUGCAGAGAGCUCGAGGCACGGGUUGGUGGCUCUUUGGGUUGGUAAGCUGCACAGGGCACAGACCAGGGACACACCAACGCGGACUUUGGGAUUGCUUAGUGUAGCUUGUGCCCCAUGGAGAGGCCGUGGACAUCAAGGGCAGGUUCCCUCCUGCUCCUGCCUGUGUGGCCCAGGCAGCCCCUUCCCCACGCUGCGCCCACCCCACACAUGGGGUGCUGUUUGUGGAGGUGUUUGUCCUCUCCCUGCUGCAGGGUUUGCUUGUUGGGUUUCGUUUCUUUCGCUGUAGCUUAGUUUUCAGGUGAAUUGCCCUGUCUGCUCUGCUGGGGGGAGGCUUUGAACACCCCCAGUCCCCCCCAUAGCUGCUUUCUGUCCUGCUCCCCUGCCCACCCCAGCCCCUUCCCUCCUCCCCAGGCCCCUUAGUCUCAUCCCUUUAGACAUGUUUUUGACCCAGGACUCAGCUUGAGGCUAACAGAAUUCUCCAGGGACCCCAGAGCCAGCUGUCCCACAGGUCCCAUGCAUCCUUUUAUUGCCACUUGCUUCCUUUAAUGUUUGUGACCCUGCUUCUGCUGGAGACAUCCAUGGCUGGGAUGGGCCCCCUCUUCAUUUGCCCCUUCACCAUGGAUGCAGCUGGGAAGGGCCUUAUCCCUGGGUGAAACUACAGCGUUGGGGUGCUGCUGAGCCCCACCACGUUGUCCCCUCAGUAAGUGCCCCAGCCCCAGCCCAGUUACACGCCAGAUACAGAAGCUCAGAGGGAGCAUUAACCCCCAAACCGGAGCUGCUGGAGCUCUGUCAAGCCCCAGUCCCACAAGCAGAGGGUGGGAGUGACCCUUUGGGGUGCCGCGGCCGUGGGAUGCAGUGUCAGAGGUGGCGGAGGAAGCAGCAGGAUGGAGCCCAGCGUUUUCCUUCCCUGUGUGGGUGGCUCGGUCCCGGUGUCUGCAUCAGGAAGUGCAGCGUUAUCCCUGCUGGAGCCUCGGCAGCGAUGGGGACAGCUGGGAUUGUGCUCAUUGACCUGUGCUGCUCUUCACCCCAGCCUCACUGCCCACGAGGAAGGGUCUGUGCUGCAGGGCAGAGCCUGCUGACAGAGACUUCGGGUGCCCAUAAACUGGUGUGCACAGAACCGUGCCCACGGCACACACAGCACCCGCACCCCAGCGCCAUGCCCAGCACCACUGUAAGCAGCACAUCAUAGACUCUGCCUUCUCCUCCCCGCUGGGUGGGUUUCAAUGUAUGUUUUCUAUCAGAGCUGCCCCAGGGCUGCUUUGCAAGGCCCUUCCCGGGGUACCUGCAGGGCCACCGACCGCAGGCCCAGCCAUGGGACCAGAGGCCUGGGUACCACCGAGGAGCUGGCACAAGAGCCUGGGACCAUCAGUGCCAGGCUGCUGCCCUGAGCAGUGUUCAGGUUGGUUUGGUGAGAUGGUUGUAACCAGUUUUAGUAUUAAACAUUUCUCUGUGCA